Euleptes europaea (tarantolino) is the source of this 2239-nucleotide messenger RNA. It is a transcript of the gene SLC39A4, whose product is annotated as solute carrier family 39 member 4. Gene Ontology annotation, molecular function: zinc ion transmembrane transporter activity. Gene Ontology annotation, biological process: zinc ion import across plasma membrane; intracellular zinc ion homeostasis. The transcript is spliced from 12 exons. Bases 1 to 2166 code for a protein of 721 amino acids. The record is from RefSeq and is a predicted model, not a curated record. NCBI's taxonomy places the organism in Eukaryota, Metazoa, Chordata, Lepidosauria, Squamata, Sphaerodactylidae. Gene Ontology annotation, cellular component: membrane.
AUGCGCUUCCCGGCGCUGCUCCUGUGGCUCGGCCUGGCCACGGCCGGCCCGCCGGACGCCCGCCUGGCCCUGGACAGGCUGCUGGCGUCGGGCGAAGGCGCUCUGCCGCCCGCUGCCGUCGAGGCCCUGUUAAAUAUCGCCGCGGCUCGUGUGCAGUGCCCGGCCGGGCCGUGUGGAAAGUGCAUCUCUGCUGCAGAUAUAUUUGCACUCGCAGGGAAGAAGCCUCCUGCCAGCAAUCUCACCUCCUCAGAGCUCCUUCCCUUUUCCUCUGGCCUGGUAUUCUACUUCAGUGACCCCAUGGGGGCCUGCCAGGAGGCAGCAGAGGGCCAUUGGGUUGCGGCAGUCCAGUCGUUCCAGGCCAGCUUCCUAGACGGGAAUCCUGCCGGAGGACCCACGCGAGAGAAAGUGGCUGAACUGAUGGGAACCAUCCAGCAAAAUGCUGUGAGCCAGGAGUCCUGUAUAGGCGUGGGCCAGAUCCUUGAGAACAGCACGGCUAUCUCCAGCCAAGUAGCGUCUAAUCCAGCGGGGCGAGUCUUAGCAGCCAUGGCCCACCACGUCCUGAAGGGCGGUUGCUUCCACGCUCUCCCUUCAGAGCAUUACUUUCUGGACUACAUCUAUUGGCGCUACGGCAAUGAGACCCAAAACCUGACACUGGCAGACAUCUCCAAAAUGAUGCGGCAGUUGGCUGUAGGGCCUGAGGCAUCCCAUGCGGACCACGACCACAGUGAUUCAGAACACGGCCAUGCGCACGAUGGCCAUGCGCAUGAUGACCAUACGCACGAUGGCCAUGCACAUGGUGGACAUGUGCAUGAUCACCCUCAUGAGGAUGCUACACACAGUCAUCCGGAUGGGCAUGAUCACAGUGACCAUGAGCACCACCACCAUGGCAACGAUACGGACCACCACCAUGGCAAUGAAACAGACCCCCACCACGGCAACGAAACGGACCCCCACCAUAGUGAUGAAAUAGUCCGUCACAGGCGAAGCUUGCCUGGUCCAGAAGAGCAGGAUGUCCACUAUAAAAUCUGGGACACGGUCUGCCUCAGCCCCAGCGACCUCUUUGAGAUCUACGGCAUUGAGGAUGGCGCAGGGGUGUCGCGCACAGAUUUCACCCGCCUGAGUCCGGCUCUGGUUCAGCAGCAGCUAAGCAAGGCUUGUUCGCCCCCCCGGGCUGCCUCGACCGGUGGACGCCUCUCCGACGCUGAACGGUACCUGUACGGCUCGCUGGCCACGCUAGUGAUCUGCUUGUGUGCGCUCUUUGGCAUCGUGGUCCUCCUUUGCACGGCUUGCAUCAGUGCCUACCAGUACGUGAUCCAGACUUUCGUCAGCUUGGCUGUGGGCUCGCUCACCGGGGACGCCAUGCUGCAUCUGAUCCCCAAGUUCCUGGGCCUGCAUUCCCAUGGUGAGGGCCAUGCACAUGACCACCAUGAAGAUCCCAACGUACUCUGGAAGCUCCUUGCUGUUUUGGGCGGGUUCUACCUCUUUUUCCUCCUGGAGAAGUUCUUCAUGCUUUUGGGACACUCGGACUGUGAGGAGGCAUCUGGCAAAGGUCACCAGUGUGACCACGGCAUGUCCCUGCAGCUGUACCAAGACGAGAUGAAGAGGAGGAAGCAAGAGAAAGGAGCGUCUCAGGCUGACCUGGUAGGUGCGGAGGAGGCUGAUUUCAACCAGAUGCAGAAGAAAGUGCGCACACGGGAGAUGAUUAUGCUGCCGUACAUGAUCACCAUUGGGGAUGCCAUCCACAACUUUGCUGACGGGCUGGCCAUCGGGGCUGCGUUCUCUUCCUCGUGGAAAACGGGGCUGGCCACCUCACUGGCCGUCUUGUGUCACGAAUUGCCGCAUGAGCUAGGGGAUUUUGCCGCUCUGCUGCACGCGGGGCUGAGCGUCAAGCGGGCCCUGCUCCUGAACUUCCUCAGCGCCCUCACGGCUUUCAUCGGCCUCUACAUUGCGCUCUCCGUCUCCACUGGGGAGGAGUUUGAGGCCUGGGUCUUCACCGUUGCCACCGGCCUCUUCCUCUACGUGGCCUUGUGUGACAUGCUCCCGGCCCUGAUGAACGUGAAAGACAAGCGUCCCUGGCUGCUGUUUGCGCUGCAGAACCUCGGCCUGUUGGCUGGCUGGGGCAUCCUGCUGCUGCUAUCGGUGUUUGAGGAGAACAUCACGCUAUGAUUGCGCGAAGCCGAAAUGACUUUGGCCCCUCUUGCUGGCCCAGGAGGAAAGGCCUUUUGUGUCCCCCUGUGGG